This is a messenger RNA of Girardinichthys multiradiatus, 3085 nucleotides long. RefSeq lists its product as uncharacterized. Gene Ontology annotation, molecular function: protein binding. NCBI's taxonomy places the organism in Eukaryota, Metazoa, Chordata, Actinopteri, Cyprinodontiformes, Goodeidae. The transcript has 13 exons. The record is from RefSeq and is a predicted model, not a curated record. The coding region runs from base 317 to 3085 and encodes 922 amino acids.
UCCUCCUCUUCCUGCUAACGUGAAGCUUUUUGCUUCUCAGGUUAAACCUUCACUUCUUGUGCGCGCUAAAUUUAAAGCUUAGGCAAUGCGUAAAAGCUAUUUGGCUUCCAGACAGUUUAAAAAAAAAAUAAUUCCAACCAGUGAACUUGUUUCACUUGUUUCACUGUUUCAGCAACUUAAAUAGCAUGAGACUUUCCAUGGCAGAUGCUGACAUACAACAGCUUUGGGUUUUCAUAUAAAGGCUAUCAGUUUGGAUUGGACUGAUGAAGUGACCACAUGUAUCCUGUGACAGGCGACUGAUGAAAGGAGGUCCGCAAUGAUGCAAACAGAGCAUUUGUGGUUGCUGUGCAGUUUGUGGCAGGUGGUUUUGCUGACCUGUGACCAGCGUUCACAUCCUUUUGAGGUUGAAGUUGGAUUUGGUUCCUUUCCCUCUAACCCAGAGGCAGACAGCUACACAGCCACCUGCAGACCUGCAAGUAACCCGCUGAUCUUUUCAAAGCGCAUUGACCGCUCAACAUGCUCUCCUGACUGCAGGAUACGAUUGCAUAUGAGUGAGGACCAUAGGGGGUAUAGUAUCAUACUGAGAGCAAGCAGGAAUAAUUCAGUGCUCGAGACAAAGACCUUUCACUUUAUUCCAGUGUCCCUUUCCUCCUUUAACGUAUCCAGCACUACCACUACUGCCCACCUGAAAUGGGAACUACUUCACAGGCAGCAGAGCAUAUCCCAUUUGACUCUAUACAACAUGCACACACAGUCUGUCACUGGCAUCUACAACAUAAGCUCCUCAGGGAUCCAGUCCAGGUUCACAAUGAAAAACCUCCAGCCUGGCACACGUUACAUGGUUGAAGUCAUGGUGGCAACUUUCCUCACUCAACCUGGCAUCACACUGAUGCAAAAACUCAGAAUGUUUCUGGAAUCAGAUCAGUGUCCACGUGGCUGGUUGGCCAAUGGGAGAAGCUGCUACACUGUGAGGAGAUCAGGUUUGAGUUGGGGUGAUGCGAUGAGCAGCUGCAAACAGCUGGUGGGUGGAAGCCACUUGGCUGACAUGAAGACUCUGGAAGAGCUGCUCUUUGUAUCUUCUUACCUCCAGAGCGACGACAACCUGCUGCUGCUGUGGACAGGGCUUAAUGACCAACAGGAGGAAGGCCACCCACUUUGGUCUGAUGGCUCUCCGUAUAAUCAAACAAACGCUAGGAUGACUCUACUGCCAGCCAGCCAGACGGACUGUUUUGCCUUUCAGAGGAAUGCUACAGGACCAGGAUACUUUCUGACUCCAUUCUUCUGUGACAUCCCUCUACCAUUCAUCUGCCAAUACCAAACUCCUUCAACCCCUGUGCCAUUUUCAUUCAAACUGGCUCAGGUGACAGACCAGCAGGUAGAGCUUCGCUGGAGUGAUCUUUCGCCCCUCAGCUCUUCUCAUUUUUCAUCCUUUGAGAUAUUCUUGCAGUACAGAGAAAGUGAAAAUGCCCUUUCAGGUCAUGGCAAAGAAGACGAAUGCAAGGAGUCAGAGGAGGAAAAUAGAAGGACGAGCCAACCAAGAUUCACAAAAACAUUCAGAGUCCCAAUUUUUCUCUCCUCCAGAGGGGUAACUGUGACAGAUUUAUCCCCGGGGAGCAUUUACUUUUUCACCCUUCAAGUCUCCCACCAUUCUGGCUCCAGCUGGAACUUGGGACAAACACAGACUGCAUACAUGAGACCACUUCCUCCUCAAAACAUCACUGUUGGUUCCACAACAUCAAGUCAGAUUACUGUACACUGGAUGCUGCCAGAUACUCAGUGUGCAGCUGGGUGGACAUUUUCUGUACACUGUGAAGAUGUGUCCUUGAGACAGGAGAGAGUAGUUGGCAACAUUUCCAGGGUGUUUGGGACCAACAGGAAGUGGUUCUACACCGCCAUGAUUGGAGGAUUGAAGUCCUACACUAGAUACAAAUUUGAAGUCUUCACAAUCGCACAAUUUGGAAUAUGGAGCUGUGGACAAGCACCUCUGUCUGUUCAAACUGCGGUAAAGCCUCCUGCUGAUCUGGAUAUGAUUAGUGUGAAUGACAGCCUGUCAGUCUGCUGGAUAGUUCCACCUAGUGAUCCUCCAGAUGCCUAUUAUGUGACAACCCAAUCAUUUAAUAGUCCAACCGCUUCUUCGUUGAGGAUAAACGACUCCAGCUUUGGUGGACUCAGGAAAGAUGAAUUUAUUUGCGUGAACUUGGGCACAUUUACUCCUGGUCACACAUAUGAAGUAGCGGUUGUUGCAAUGAGGGGAAAUGACAGGAGUGAGAGGUCCACUAUUAUCCACACCACAGCUCCAAUGCCUGUGCAAGUGGCAGUCCCAUUUUCUGUGGGCACAAACUACACACAGCUGUAUGUUCAGCCUCCACGGGUGGGUAUGAUUGAUGGGGUCAAAGUGUGCGCAUGUCUAGGAGUUUGCAACAGGACAUGUAAAGGAUUGUGUGAAUACACUUGUGACUGGCAUUCCCUUCCUGCUGGCAUUUAUAUUGCAACCAUCAGCCUUACUCCGGGAUCACAGUACCAGCUCAGUGUGUACAGUACCAUUAAAGGGAGGGUGGGACCACCAUUCUACACUCAUCCUAUAAGAACAAGUCUGGCUCCACCCAGCAGAGUGAGGGAAGGAGUGGUGACGGACUCAUCCAUACAGCUGCUUUGGGAUCCAACAUCAGGACAGGGUCAGGGCUACGAGGUCGUCUGCUUCAACUGUGGUCACGCACUCAAGGUGCAGAAGGUGUUCAGUCAGAGUGCAGUGUUUUCUAUUCUGACUCCAGGCUCACUCUAUCACUUUGCUGUAUGGACAGAGAAGGAGUCCUUCACUGACAGUUCACCUGUCUCAAUCAAUAUCACUGCAGCUCCUGACCAAGUAGAGGUUUCACUCGUCAAUAAAACAACAUCAUCCAUAUGCAUUAGAUGGAGCGCAGCCAGAGGACUGGUGAGCUCAUUCAUUCUGUCUAUCAAAAACACAACAUCCAUUCAGGAGCUGAUCGUUUCUCAUCAGGAACGCAGGCAAGUCGCUUCUCAUUCUGUCACCAUCCAAAUUAAUAUGAACCCAGAGUUAUUUUUGCUGACUGAAACCUGUUCCUGA